AUGCUGAAGGGUACCAACCGGUUUGAGUCUCCCGCGGGCAUCUCUGCAGGAAAAGGUCCACCGUUGGACCAUGGUGAUGAGCUGCUGGACUUGACUAUUCAGAGCAAUUACACCUUUGCCAGCGAAGAAGUUGAUGCUCUCCAUACUGCCGAUGACCUUGUCGCUGAUCACGACGAUUCAAUACGAAGAGAUAUCCGCCUGGGAAUCAUCGCAAUCCGUAUCGCAUGCCAACGAGGCAUCUGCUUGUGCCGCAGAGCUGGUGAAGCAAACGAAAGAAAGAACAUCCACGACACCGGUUUCGUCGAUCGUCAUGUCCUCUGGGCGCACAUAUACUGGGAGUUGCACUUCCGCCGAGCUGAUGCUCGAGAAUCAGGUCUCUUGCGGCAAAGAGCCGAGGAUUGUGACCGCUCCGAGUCUGACGGCGACGACAUUGGUCCAUCGUGUGGUGCCAGAGUUCUUGAUUCGAGCCAGAAGGGUAAAUCCGGCAGUGGCAGAGUGGAGUCGUCGACUUGGCUCGCUGGCGGAACAAUCCCUCCGACAGAUCUCCUCGAUGACUCUGGUGCUUCAGCACCUGUGUCAACUGGGACCACCUGUUUCGUUCGGUUCGUUGGUGGCCAUGCGGCUAGAAAGAUGGGUUCAGAUGAAGGCAGGUUGAGUGUGUUUUGGAAUGGCCGUGGAAAGGUCGGGUUGGAGAAACUUGUUGGUAAAUGA
Messenger RNA from Zymoseptoria tritici IPO323, 711 nucleotides. RefSeq lists its product as uncharacterized. The transcript has a single exon. NCBI's taxonomy places the organism in Eukaryota, Fungi, Ascomycota, Dothideomycetes, Mycosphaerellales, Mycosphaerellaceae. The record is from RefSeq and is a predicted model, not a curated record. The coding region runs from base 1 to 711 and encodes 236 amino acids.